This is a messenger RNA of Naegleria fowleri, 1554 nucleotides long. RefSeq lists its product as uncharacterized. The transcript has a single exon. Bases 1 to 1554 code for a protein of 517 amino acids. Lineage: Eukaryota; Heterolobosea; Eutetramitea; Acrasida; Naegleriidae. The record is from RefSeq and is a predicted model, not a curated record.
AUGCAACAACAAGCCUUUUAUCCCAUGCAAACGACACAACAUUUGAUGGAAUCCUCUUUCAAUUAUCAACAGCAAGGAUUUCCGCAACAACAAUCUUCCUAUCAACAGCCUCGAAAGUACAUUGUACCCGAGCAACAAACUCCUUUCCAGGCAGACCCCAAUGCUCUCCAUUCCAUCUUGAACAAUCAACAAUUCCAUUCAGAGCAAUCAUUCAUCGAUCCCUACAAUCUCAAUGCUAGGUAUUCGUAUGUUCCAGGAGGAUCCUCUCACCCGAAAACUCCAGGAAAAUCUCCAUAUUCCAACCAUCAAAUGAUGAUGAUUCACUCCAAUUUGAACAAGGAGAAUGACUAUCAGUUCAACACGAACACUAAUGGAUGCUUAAACACAUCGACCCAUGCGUUUCAAAGACAAUCCAUACUACAACCUAAAACACCAGGAAAAUCGAGCAGCAAUACCUCUUUAAUUUCCAGUACUGCCAUUACUCCUGGCAGGUCUUCUCUCCGCAAGGAAUCGCUGUGCAAAACUGGAGAAAAGAAAUUUUUGCAUACACCAAAGAGAGCGACAGCAGUCUCUAAUCAAUCAAAACCUAAAACUCCAUCCCAUCAUAAAACUUCUCUUCUCAAUACUUCUAGUACGUCCUUCAACAAUAAUAAUAGCACCAAUGGUGGAAUGAGCUCAUUAAAUAAUUCUAUCAUGUUGAGCAAUAACAACUCGAGUAGGAAUGUGAAUGGUAGGACCAAUUCGAGUCAAUCAUCCAAGAGAAACGUGUCAUCUGUAGUCAAAGAGAAUGAUCGAAAAUCUCAAAGAUUCACACAUUCACAAACAAAUCGACAAGCACAAUCAAGUACACACAGCAAACAAAAGCAGUCAGCUCAAUAUUCGAAAGGAGCAAAUACAAGCUGCAAUGAUGGCAUCCAUGGAUUCCUGACCAGCACUGCCUCAUCAUCCAGCUUGAUUUUUGACAAUUGUGACACCUCGAGUGAUGACACCUUCAUGAAUACGACCUUAAAUUCAUCUUUGAAUGACUGCGCGGAACAAGAUAUUUAUCGAUUCCUCGAUGCUCAACUUCAAAAGAGAUCCAGAAAUGACCUCAAGGACAUUCUGGAACGAUACAUCCAACUCCGUUUAAGUUAUUCCCAUAGAGAUGCUGGCGCUGAUGAAACUCUCUUCUCUCGCUCUUUAUCAUCGAAUACCUCAAUAUACGAGAUGGAGAGUGAAGAAACGACUUGUCAAGAAGUUGAUUCUGUUUCAACCCUCACACAACCUUCCGUCUCCACCGCUCCAACCUUCAAUGUAUUCAACACAUCUGCUUCAAAUGGUUCAUGCAACUCCUCUUCUCAAACGUUAGGAGGUUCUCAACAAGUUUCUAAUCUCGCUAAUUCUAAUCAUUCAUCCUCUCGAACGUCCAUUUACUCUCAUUCUGGCCUCAACUCAUCCUUAGUAAGGUAUGAGCCUAGUGACCUCAUCAAGCGAUUGUUGAGAGAGGAGGAGCAACGAUGCCAAAUGAUUUCACAAGUGGUGACGAAUCCUCAUCAACAACAUUAUCUAAGAUGA